AUGGCGCGCACGGUGAAGGACUGUCAGGCAGAUAUCGCGGAGUACGAGAAGUCACUUGCGGAGCUCCAAGCGAUCUUAGAUACUAUGCGAGACUCCAUCAAAGUAAACCCGGAUAACAUCGCCGAAUUCCAACCUCUUAUCGAUCUAACGGAGCCACGACACAAGGAAGAUGAAGCAAAGCUUGCUGGCUUGAUUAAAGAGCUAGCUGUGCUACAAGCCUAG
Molecule: messenger RNA, 222 nt
Organism: Mytilinidion resinicola
Lineage: Eukaryota; Fungi; Ascomycota; Dothideomycetes; Mytilinidiales; Mytilinidiaceae
Exons: 2
Coding region: 1-222 (73 amino acids)
Source: RefSeq, a predicted model, not a curated record